Messenger RNA from Pelagomonas calceolata, 1286 nucleotides. NCBI's taxonomy places the organism in Eukaryota, Pelagophyceae, Pelagomonadales, Pelagomonadaceae. The record is from the annotation of a GenBank genome assembly.
AUGACGUCGAUGCUCAGCAAGUUCACCGCCAUCGGCGGCCUGUCCGGCAACGACGCGGCGCGCAACCAGAACGACAUGCAGGGCCUCGCCGCGCUCUCGAGCUCGACGCCGCACCGACCGGCGCGGAAACCAACGUCGCACCCGCAUCGCAUCACGCUUCAAUCCACGCACAGGCACCAGCUCGGCAAGACCAAGGCCAUGACCUCGGCGAGCCGCUUCGGCUCGGCGCAGCGCGUGCCCGUCGCGGCGCGGAGCCCCGGCGGCAAGGAGGCCUUGAAGCCCCUCGACGAGGACUCCGAGAUGCACGAGGCCGACGCGCCGCCUCCCUCGAACCGCGCGGGCCCGCACAACGCCUGCGACAUGACGCUCGACGACUUCGAAGUGGGCCGCCCGCUCGGCAACGGCAAGUUCGGCCGCGUCUACCUCGCGCGCACGAAGCGCGACAAGUACAUCGUCGCGCUGAAAGUCCUGCGCAAGUCGCAGCUCGAGAAGAACGGCGUCGAGCACCAAUUGAGACGCGAGAUCGAGAUCCAGACGCACCUCGUGCACAAGAACAUCCUGCGCGCGUGCGCGGCGUCCCUUCCCUUCGACGUGCGCUGUGCGACGCGUCGCGGCGACGGAGUGAGGGAGUGUGCGACGCGUCGCGGCGACGCCGUGAGGGAGGACGCGACGACGCGGCCCACGCAGGCAUGUACGGCUACUUCUGGGACGAGAAGCGCAUCUAUCUGAUCCUCGAGUACGCCCCCGGCGGCGAGCUCUACAAGCGCCUCACGGCGAAAGGAAGGUUCAGCGAACAGGAGACGGCGCGCUACGUUCUCGAGAUGGCUAGGGCUCUAGGCUACUGCCACCAGAAGCAUGUUAUUCAUCGCGACAUCAAGCCCGAGAACCUCCUCUUGGGAUUGAACGGCGAGCUGAAGAUCGCGGACUUCGGCUGGUCCGUGCACGCGCCGUCGCUGCGAAGGGAGACGUUCUGCGGCACGUUGGAUUAUCUGCCGCCGGAGAUGGUCGAGGUGCGCGGCUACGACGAGAAGGUGGACUUGUGGUCGCUCGGCGUGCUGUGCUACGAGUUCUUGGUAGGGGAGCCGCCCUUCGACGCGCCGGGCAAGAAGGCGACGUUCAAGCGCAUUUCUCGGGUCGACCUGAACUUCCCGGCCUACGUGUCCGCCGGCGCGCGCGAUUUGAUCACGAGAUUGCUGGCCAAGGACCCGAAGACUCGUUUGAGCUUGUCGGAAGUGGAGCGGCACCCGUGGAUCGUGCGCAAGACGAACCCGGACCCGGUCCCCUAG